UUAAAGUCUAAAAUCCCUAUUUUGAAUGAAAUGUAAUCAGAAUUAGAGUUGAUCGAGAAUUGAGAUGGAAUUUGAGGAUAUACAGUUGAUUGAUGAGGGAGAAAAGGGGCAGGUGGAAGGUGAAGAUGAUGGAGGAGAAAGUGUGGAUGAUGAGGUUAUUAGGGUUUUACGAGAAGCCCUCCACGUUGGUAGGGUGGUCGAAAGAGUUGACCUCUCCGGUCGCCACCUCAAAUUUCUCCCUGAGCUCUUUGGCAAGAUUCAUGCCCUCCUCCUUCUCGAUCUCUCCCACAAUCAACUCCAGAUGAUUCCCGACUCAAUUUCAGGACUACAAAAAUUGAAUGAGCUCAACGUGUCAUCAAAUAUUUUGGAAACCUUGCCGGAUGCCAUUGGACUCUUGGUGAAUCUAAAGGUUUUGAAUGUUUCUAGCAAUAAAUUAAAGAAACUCCCUGAAAGCCUCGCUGGUUGCAGGUCUUUGAUUGAGCUGGAUGCAGGCUUUAAUGACUUGAUGUUUUUGCCAAAAAACAUUGGUUAUGGAUUGAUGAUUCCCGACUCAAUUUCAGGACUACAAAAAUUGAAUGAGCUCAACGUGUCAUCAAAUAUUUUGGAAACCUUGCCGGAUGCCAUUGGACUCUUGGUGAAUCUAAAGGUUUUGAAUGUUUCUAGCAAUAAAUUAAAGAAACUCCCUGAAAGCCUCGCUGGUUGCAGGUCUUUGAUUGAGCUGGAUGCAGGCUUUAAUGACUUGAUGUUUUUGCCAAAAAACAUUGGUUAUGGAUUGGUGAAUCUUGAAAAACUGUGUCUUCAUUUGAACAAGCUAAAAGCUUUUCCAAAUUCUAUCUGUGAAAUGAAAUCAUUGAAAAUUUUAGAUGCUCAUUUCAAUUCACUUCAUAGUCUACCUCAUGCAAUUGGUAAACUGACAGAACUUGAGGUCUUGAAUGUGAGCAGCAAUUUUACUGAUUUAGUUGAGGUACCUGAUUCAGUUGGUGAUCUAUCAAAUCUCAGAGAACUUGAUGUUAGCAACAACCAAAUUCGUGUCAUUCCCGACACUAUUUAUCAGCUUGAACAUCUAACUAAGCUUAACUUAGAUCAAAAUCCACUUGUAAUUCCUCCAAUAGAUGUAGUGAACAAAGGACUUCAAGCUAUCAAGGAAUACAUGGUGAAGAGACGGCUUGAUAUUUUGGAAGCUGAGAAAGAACAAAGUUUGUCUGCAAACAAUGAGGCGUCUUCUGAGAUGGGAUGGAUGGCAUGGGGCUCAUCCAUGCUCCAAAACGUUUAUUCUGGAGGAAAUACUCGGACCGAUCCAUUUUUGGAUCAACAGUUGUAAGUGGCAUCAUUAUUUCAUACAUGUAUCGUAUGGUCCUUUUUUGUGGUUAUGCGAAGUUAAAGUUUGUAUUGACUAUGAGUAUAUUCUCUCAGUUGUUGGAUAAAUAAUGCUGAAUAAGUAACCUAUUGUAUGUAACUCUUGUUAAAUUUGUGGUCUUGAGCUGAUAUAUGAGAGUCCUACCAUUCAGAUUA
Messenger RNA from Salvia splendens (bonfire salvia), 1512 nucleotides. Its product is annotated as plant intracellular Ras-group-related LRR protein 3. Gene Ontology annotation, molecular function: protein binding. Gene Ontology annotation, cellular component: cytoplasm. NCBI's taxonomy places the organism in Eukaryota, Viridiplantae, Streptophyta, Magnoliopsida, Lamiales, Lamiaceae. The record is from RefSeq and is a predicted model, not a curated record. Bases 65 to 1321 code for a protein of 418 amino acids. The transcript is spliced from 5 exons.